Messenger RNA from Schistocerca cancellata (South American locust), 1233 nucleotides. RefSeq lists its product as uncharacterized. The record is from RefSeq and is a predicted model, not a curated record. The transcript has 3 exons. The coding region runs from base 149 to 673 and encodes 174 amino acids. Lineage: Eukaryota; Metazoa; Arthropoda; Insecta; Orthoptera; Acrididae.
GAUCCUGACUGCAUAACAGAUCUUUGUAUUCACGGAACUUUAUAGGUGCAUUGCAUUUGAACAAGAGAGCGCGAAAGUGAGGAAGAGCUAAAGGUCAAUAAUAAGUGUUAAACAUAAAAACUGCAAUUUGAAAGCCAUACAGUAAUUAAUGGGAGAAGCAAUGAUGGAAACGGGAGCUUUGAUGGUUUAUCAGUGCAAAGAAUGUAAUCAUAUAGUAAGUGACAGUAGUGUACGUGUUAGUGAGAAGGGGAAUAUACUAGUAUUGACAGAUGUAACGAUAAAAUUAGGCCCUGAAAAGGAAAUUGAAAUACCUGGCAGUCAUCCUAGCAAGAUACAUCCAGUACAGUGUCAUUGUAACACUGUUCUUGGUGCUUAUUGUAAAAUUCCUCCUGCUAACGAUCAACAGUUUAGAGAAAAGUAUGUCCUUGAUGGAUACAAACUACUCAGACGUGCUGUUGGAAAUGGAUUUACUAAAGUUCUAAAACUAAGAGAGCAGAUAAAAAAUCUCAAUGAAAAAUUAUUAGAUUUGAACUACACACUUAUGUUGUCAGCCAGGGAGAUUGUGAAAAUGAAAGAGGUGUUGUGUCUUUUGGCUAAGGAUCCUAAAGUGAUAAACUUACUCCAGUUAGAUUCUAAUUUUACAGAUGCAUCCAGUGAUACAGAUAAUAUGUAAGGUUGGUUUGUGGUAAUAUCUUGUUUCCUGUGACUGACGAUUCUGAUUUUUAUGAUUCUCAAGAAAAUAAACAGGUACAUUCGGCAUCUUUUCCCUUGUAAUUGAACUCUGGCAGAUUAGUUAAGAUAUUGUCAUGUUCUCUUAGUUAUGAUAGUAUUCUAAUCAACCUGCUAUAGCUUUUAUGUGAGUACUUAAGAAUACACUCAAGGGGUACCUGCAUGGAAUGUAUCUGUAAAUGACUUAAUAAACAUUGUGAAAUCUCUUCAAGGGUUAAAUUGUUAACUGUGCACUUUACAAUUGAAAAAAAGGCUUUUUAUUUUUGUUAAUUUAUUUAUAAACUUUUAUUUGGAGGUAAAUAACUUGACUGUAAAUGGUUAUUAUGCUAGUGUGUUAAAUACUGAUUCUAAAGAUUUUUUUUUCUUCCACUUGUAAUACCAUGGCGUUAACUUCAUCUGGUGUAUGAUGCAAACAUUACCUAGCUUUGGUUGUUUUGUUGUGGUUCUCCUGUUGGAAGGGGAUUUACUGAACCUUUGAUGAAAAGAUAAAAAUUCUCAGUGACA